GGAGAGAGAAGGUUGCGGAAAGUAACAGGAGGACGGUGGCGUGACUUAAUUUCCCUAUGUUAAUGCUGAAUUAACUGGUGGUUUGAUGAAAAUGAUAACCCUUUGUUAUAAGUGAUUGUUCCUGAAUUGAUUUGAUUUGUGUUUUGGUAAUUUAGCUGUACUCUAAAUUAUUAUUUUUAUGUAUUUAAGAAACAACAUUGAAAUAAGUGAAUUGUAGUGAGCUGAAGUUUUGGAUAAUUUUUCGAUAGAAAAAUAAAACAAGGGAAUACUGAUUUAGAUGAUGGACGGGUUGCAUUAAUGACCGGUUCUUGGUGCCUGACGCGUGCAUGGUAUUCAUCCCAGGGGCAGGAAGCGCCAUGCAGUUCCAUGAUACAAUCAUGCACGUCAUAGACCAACACUACCGGGUGUAAAACAGGAGCUCCAGAAUCCUCUACAGCAAGUGAUGUGAAGGUUGCAGGUCUCCCAGCAGUGCCGGCGAGAGAACGAGGGCGAAUCGGCAGCAAAGGCAGGCAGCAUGACCACUAACACGCAGGGGUCGCGAGGGACGCCAGCGGACUUGAGUCGCAUCCUCAAGAAAGUAAAGAAUGUUCUGGAGGAUCAAAAGAGCAGGUCGUCGGACUGGAGAUCAUCGUCGGUGGAUUCUGAGGCGAAGGAUGCCGACCUGUCCGUGCGGGACGCCGCAGGGCACCUGGACGAUGUUAACGAGGCAUUCGGCGCUUGCCAGACGGUGGAGUGGAAGGAGCAGGAGUACCGCUACCUCCGGUCCAAGCUGAUGGGCCACAGAAGGCGGGACGCGACCAACGGGUCGAAUGCCAUGCUGCUAGGGAGCGCCACCCUCCCCGCCGUGCACAAGGCACUGAUGAGGUCCCUCUCCACCCCCGACCCACCGCAGGUCGAGCCGCGCAGUUACAAGUCAUUCCUGCGGCAGCGACGGGCAUCACUUGCCCUCGAGGCCGACCCGCCAGGCUCUUGCGGUUGCGGAGUCAGAGACGCCAAGAACAGGAAGCGCAGAAGUGAAAUAAUAGCCAAAGAUGUAAAGGGAAAGAUAUCGCUCGAGCGCGAAAUAGCAUUGAUGAGAGAGAUGUCAAACCCCGAAUGUGCCAAAAUCGUCUCUUUCGUCAAAUCCAGCGCCUGGGCCUCUCGGGAGUCCAUUCUGUCCACGACUUCCCGAAGUUUCGAGUCCAGUGAGGAGGACGCCAUAAGCGUUGUGCUGAAUACCAGCGUCGUGGGGGAGGUCUCCGAGGAAGAAAUUCAAAAGCGCCAGUGUUUGCAGCGAUCAGUGUCGGAGGAGACGCUGAUCUACCAGCAGGAGGGCACCUUGGAGAAGCCGCAGGAACCGAGCGGAGAUCAAAGCUCCAACCAUGAGUGCGAGGGCAAGCACGCCCUGGGCGACUCCUGCUCUUGCUGUCAAGGAAGUCCUUUGUGCCUCAAGGAUGACCCGGGAGGGAGCAGCACACAACGGUCCACGUCGUCGAUGAAAAGCAUAUUCGAUUCCAUCCCUCAUAUCGACUCCUCCUCUGAGGACGAGGGCGAGGACUUCAGGGCAAAGACGGUCGGCACGGUUCCUAGUCCCGCGUCGACGCCCGAAAAGCAUACCAAAGAUUUCCCACCGGAAUGCCCUCCUCUGUGCUUGCCCGAGGAGGACUUCGAUACCAACAGCGCUGACGAUUGCCAGGUUGACCCCGAGUGUCAUGACGCUGACCAGUUACUGCCAUCCCAGACUAAAGAAGACGGCGAUGACGGAGAGCGCCUCCUGCCGGCGCCAAGGUGCGGCCCGCGACGCAGUCCCCGGCCGCCCACGCGGACCUCCUCCUUGCCCCGCAGCGCCGCCGACAUCGAUCUCGCGGCCGCUGUCUGUACAGGCGGCGUUUCCAUCGACGACACGCCCAUAAUAGAAGUAUUUGACUGUUCCCACCCGCAAAUAGGGGCGGCGAUGUCGUGGUGUUGCUCGGCCGCCCACUCCUCGUCCUCUUCCUCCUCCCCGCCCACCACGCCUCCUCGCCUUCUCCUCGUGCACGGGGCGAGUCUGGAUGGCGCCGACGCCUUUCUGGAGGUGCUCAAAGCUCGUCUGUGUAGCUCCGAGAGCGAGCUCCGAGUGUGGGCAGUGACUCAGUCCUCGACCGAGGAUGACCUAGUCCGGACUGUCACACAGCGCAAUGAUGUUCGGUGUGACGUCGUCAGUUUACAUGAACUACACCAAAGAAUAUCGCUUGAUCAGCUGAGUUCACAAUUUGGCGGAACGUUGGAGGUAGACCACCAGGCCUGGCAAACCUUCUGUAAACUUCGCGAAGGCCUUUUGGACUCCAUGAGAUGUUGUGUGUCGACUCUCCAAAGCCGCGUUCAGCCCACUUCUGCCUCUCCAUCUCCAAACUCCUCUUCAGAGAGGACAGACUCUCUCUCUACGUCUCCCAAAGUCAGUUCGGGCGACCACCCCACCGUUACCCCAGGUCUCCGGGCGGAUGUGAGGAUGCUCCGGGAUGCUGUGGAUUGUGCCAUGAUCACGCUGAAGGAAAUGGAGCCUUGGUGCCAGAAGCUUGAGGGAAAUAAAUUUGUUAGAGCAUGGUUUGCGGAGUGCUCGGACCUGAUUGGCACCAUGGCGUCUGUAGUGGCCAUGGCGGAUUCACACGCAGCGCCGCCGUCUCCCCGUCUGGAACAGUUUAAAAAAGAAGCCACUGCGGUGGUGACAUGGCUGCUGGGUCGGGGCGAAGAAACCCUUGCUCGACACCAGACCCUCGCAGAUACUCUCACGGGCAUCACCAGGCAGGAAACGGAAUUCCAGAAGUUCUACUCAGUUGCAAUGCGGCACCUGGAGAAGGGCGGGUCCCUACUGCAGGAGGCGGCGGCGCCCUCGGCCGAGACGGAGCCUAGCGUCAGGGAGCUGGCCAGGGCGCUCCACCUCCACCUGACACAGUUCACCGAGCGCCUCCACCACACCCGCGACCGCCUCGAGGACACUGCGAGAUGCUACCACCUCCUGGACAAGUCUUAUGAAUGGGCCCUGGAAGCCAUGAAGGUUGUAGGGCGAGUGAAGGGCGAAGGCCUGGCGUCCCCCGAGCAAGUGGGGUCGGCCGCUCGUGCCCUGACAGCCUACCUGGAGGAGCACCCGCCUAUUGCUGAUGACACCUUCACGGCCAUGAACACGCUAGCAACAAGACUCAACAAUCAUACCCUUCUGCAACAAUGCAAGAUGGCACAGAUGCGAUGUCAAGAAACUUCGGAACUUCUACGUAAUCGUCAAGCAAUUCUUCAGAAAGCAAAACGGCAAAUGGAAUUCGACUGUCAGAGCUUUGUUGACCUCGGUGAAAUAUUAGGAGGAGGUGAAGACAUGUCUCCCUUGGCUUGGCUGGCCUCCUCGCCCCUCAAUGCAUCGGGUCGCAGAAGAUCAGUCUCGUCCGUUGGCUCGCGGCCAAGAGAAUCAUUAUCACGAUGUCCAUCGCUUGACACAGAUGAUGACUCCGUGUUCUUGGAUCCCCCGCCGCCCCCACCGCCUGCCAAAACGCCCCUAGAAGCCCGCACAAGCUUGGGUGGCAUCAAAGAAGUCCGGGAAAGUGCCGAGGACCUUCAGCAGAGCUCUGCACUCCCUACAUCCACAUCACAAAAAUUAACUACUUCUACAUCUGGAGUAACAACUUCUUCAUCGGGUUCUAGUGGUACAAGUGGCAGCAGUUCCUGUUCGUCCAGUGAGAGUUCAGGACCCGUCAGCAUAAACAAGAAGUUCAUGAAAAGAGCCAACACGUGGCAGUUCGGUCUUGUUCCUAAAGAUGAAAACACAAGCCUUGAUGAUGGAGGACUUCUAUCCCCAUCAAGUCACAAGACUUUACCUCCGUCUUCAUCUGUAAAUUCCCACUUGCUAAUUCGUGGUUCACAGUUAAACCUUUCAAUCAACACUGAAGAUCUGACACAAGCAGAAGUGAAGAAAAACAAAACCCUAUUGCUGAUUAUGAGGGAACUUAUCCAGACUGAGAGAGAUUAUGUUAAUGCACUUGAGUACAUAAUAGAGAAUUAUAUCCCAGAACUGAUGAGAGAAGACAUUCCCCAAGCUCUUAGGGGACAACGCAAUGUCAUAUUUGGGAAUAUAGAGAAGAUCUACGAGUUCCAUUCUGGAUAUUUCCUCCGUGCUCUAGAGGCUUGUGAGAUGCGGCCUUUUUCAGUUGGCUCCAUAUUCUUGAGAUAUGAGAGUCAGUUCUAUCUCUAUGCCCUGUACAACAAAAACAAACCCAAGUCAGAUGCCCUGAUGUCAGAGUACGGUUCAUCAUUCUUCCGAGCAAUGCAGCUUGAGUUGAAAGAUCGGAUGGAUCUUGCAUCGUAUCUUCUGAAGCCUGUCCAGAGAAUGGGCAAAUAUGCUUUGAUCCUUAAGCAGCUGCUGAAAGAGUGUGCUCGAGGUGAUGAGCAUUAUGAAGACCUCCAAUCUGCACAGGAAAUGGUUCAAUUCCAGUUGCGUCACGGCAAUGACCUUCUUGCAAUGGAUUCCCUAAGAGACUGUGAUGUGAACCUUAAGGAACAGGGUAGACUUUUAAGACAGGGUGAAUUCAUGGUAUGGGAAGGAAGCAGAGCAAAGAAAUCAAUCAGGCAUGUCUUCUUAUUUGAAGAUUUGAUACUCUUCAGCAAAGCUAGAAGGGACCCAGAAAAGAAGACACUUGACAUUUUCCAAUACAAGUACAGUAUGAAAAUGACUGACAUUGGCCUAACAGAGCAAGUUGGAGACAGCACAACAAAGUUUGAGAUUUGGUUCCGAAAAAGGAAACCAUCUGAUACUUAUCUCCUGCAAGCACACAAUGCUGAGAUGAAGGAAGCUUGGACUGAAGAAAUUUCAAAGCUGCUAUGGCGGCAAGCUCUGCGAAAUAGAACCAUGAGGCUCCAUGAAAUGUCAUCCAUGGGAAUAGGAAACAAGCCUUGUUUGGAUAUCCGCCCCAGUGAAGACCAAAUCAGUGACAGGUCAAUUAGUAUCAACCAGCUAAACAAAGCACCUCGUCUUCGCUCUGGGUCCAUAUCAACAAUUGGUGAAUUGAAUGGAGUUGGAAAGAGACCUCAUUCAAUAAUUUCUGUAAGCUCUUCCUCUGCCUCAUCAUCUGCUUCUUCUGCUUCUUCUACUCACUCAUCUACAGUCUGUCCCACACAUGUUGGUACCCUUAACUUGGGGUUUGAACCUGGAGAUUCACCAAGAGCCUUGCAUCGCUCUGUGACACGGACAAGUCAGUGCUCUGCAGAGAGUGGGAUCCUUGCUGAUAUGUACUCAGGAGGAGAUGAAGACACGCAGUCACAUCGGCGUGUGGAAAGGUCAAAUUCAACAGUGACUACUAUAUCUGUUGAUUCUGCCCUCUCUCCGGUCCCUUCUACAUCACCUGUCUCACCAGCUGCACCCAUAUUACCUUCCCUCACAACUGUCCUUCCUUUCACUGGAACUUCUGAUGUGAUUUAUGAAGUACCCCCAACACCAUCAACUUCAAAAGACUCUACAGCUAAGACGCUUCUCACAACAGAGGUUUAGUGAGAAGCUUUCCUGGUCUGUGCAGAUCAUGCUGAAGGAGCCAUUAGGAUUAUUCUGUAUUUAUUGAUAGCUCAUAUGUACAAAGACUAUAGCUGUUAUUAUAUUAAUGAUAUCAUUAUGUAAAUAGCUUGGCAAUAAAACUAUGAUAAAUAUAUUUAGUCACCAUUUUGUCUUAGCAAAACCCACCAGUGCUUUGAUUAUGCUAAGUCUGCUUUUGUAUGUAGAGUAGUGAUGCCAAAUAACCUUAUUCCUACAUAAUCAUAUCUGGAUCACUUGAUUUAGACUGUUAUGUGUACACAAGUCAUUUAUUCCUGCUUAUGAUGCUCCUAGAAAGUGCCUGUGACUAACAAACUCAAGCACAUUGAACUAAUGUAAGUCUUCUUGAUUUGAAGUCUAGCAGCUCUGUCUUCCAUGUAGCACCAUGUAGUGUGAUGUAGUAAUGAGUUUUGGACAUUUCUUGUGGAAAAGCUUAUUAGUUAUUUGAGACAUCACAAUUCAUCACGUGAAUUGCUGUUGUCGGACAGUAGUGUUUAAUGGUGCUACUCUGCCGACUUACAUGAUUUAUUUUCUUUAACCUUUAUUUUGUUUUCUUUUUAUUACUGUAUAUAGUAGUCAAAAGAGCAUUAUCCUAAACCAGGAUGUAUCUAACUGUCUAAAUACAAGUGAUGUUUAAGGCAUUUUCUUUUGAAUACUAUCAAGAAAUUUAUGCUUAUUCUGUUAGUGUCCUGUAUUUAUCAGGAUAAUCUUCUCUACAAUUUUGCUCUUACUUUCCAUUGUAAAUAUCAAUUUGGAAACAAUAUAGAGUGAUGUUGACAUUGUGAGAAGCAAAUUCUGUAUAGUAUAAGUUCAUGAAAUUUGAGCUUACAACAUGUAACUAAUCCAGCUUGGUAUAAUAUAUGAACAUAUUUUUUGGGAUACAUUAUAAGGUGUCAUAAACUUGGUUGUCCUGUUUUUUGACUGCUAUUCAUCAGUUAUUCAGUGAUUUGCUGCAUGACAUACCAUGAAGUACCUUGCAUUUUGUACAUAAUAUUUUUUUAGAUAAUAUUUUAUGUUGUUUUGUAAUGUAGACAUACAAGUCCACUUAAUAAGUCAUUACUUGCAUGUUGCAUUAAAUCUAUAUUAAUAUUUUUCAUUGCAACUGCUGAUGCAAUACAAAUAAUCUGUCAGUGCCACAGUGUCAGUUGACUUACUCUUCACAUACUCUUUACUUGUACUAUAGUUCUGACUGACUUGUUUAUAUUUUUUCUACAUUAUUUUGUACAUAAAUUUUUGUUUUCUUUAUUGAGUUUGGCUUAUUUUCUAAUGAUUUACCUCUGUCAUCACUGAAUAAAAUCUUUUAAAUAA
Molecule: messenger RNA, 6832 nt
Organism: Penaeus chinensis
Lineage: Eukaryota; Metazoa; Arthropoda; Malacostraca; Decapoda; Penaeidae
Exons: 22
Coding region: 515-5488 (1657 amino acids)
Molecular function (GO): guanyl-nucleotide exchange factor activity
Source: RefSeq, a predicted model, not a curated record